AUGGCUUACGCGAGGCUUAAUGGGCCGUCCAAGAACCCUGGGGGUCUGGCUCAAAAGGACAGCCAGUACCCGUGGAGUCAGAGGGUCAGCUUUGCCAAGGACAUUGCGUCAGGGAUGGCCUACCUCCAUUCCAUGAAUAUCAUCCACCGAGACCUCAACUCCCACAACUGUCUGGUCCGUGAGAACAAGAACGUGGUGGUGGCCGACUUUGGACUGGCUCGACUUAUGGUAGAGGAGAAGAGUCAGUCUGAAGACCUGCGUAGCCUUAAGAAGCCGGACCGCAAGAAGCGGUACACCGUGGUGGGUAACCCCUACUGGAUGGCGCCGGAGAUGAUCAACGGUCGUAGCUAUGACGAGAAGGUGGAUGUGUUUUCCUUUGGAAUUGUCCUGUGUGAGAUUAUCGGGCGUGUGAAUGCAGACCCUGACUAUCUGCCUCGCACUAUGGACUUUGGCCUCAAUGUGCGGGGUUUCCUGGACCGCUACUGUCCACCCAACUGUCCCCCAAGUUUCUUCCCCAUCACUGUGCGCUGCUGUGACCUGGAUCCCGAGAAGAGGCCCUCUUUUGUGAAACUGGAGCAGUGGCUGGAAACACUUCACAUGCACUUGGCUGGCCACCUGCCGCUGGGCCCACAGUUGGAACAACUGGAGCGGGGCUUCUGGGAGACCUACCGGCGGGGCGAGAGCUCACUGCCUGCUCACCCUGAGGUCCCUGACUGAGCCCAGCUGGCCCUGCCGUCCCCAUCCCCACCUCUGGAGAAAAUGCCCUCACUAGAUUCCUCAGCAGGAGGUGGCCCAGGCAUGGAACCCUCAGCCAGGGCGUUGGUGCCCAGACCCAUAGCCCCUGACCCAGGCCCUGACCUGCCUUUCUCCCCUCAUGCAGGUGCCCCCCAGCCUCUCUGCCUCUGGCCCCCAAGUCACCAGGCUGCACACACAUGUGGUUGAUCACAUUGCCCCGCCUUACCUCCCAUUCUGGGGGCUGCCCCCUCCCUUGUCUUUGCAUGAGCUAGAGGGUCGGGGAAGCUGGACCCAUUCCAUGCCUUGCCUGCGGCCAUCUGCCCACUGUGCCUGCUGGCAGCUCUUCCCCAGCAAGACUGGGCUACAAGGCAGCUUUAGAAGUGAGCCCCUGUGAUGGCUGGGCAUGGAGAGUGUUUGCGGAGGGAGAGGCUAUGUUCCCAGGAACUUCACAUGGAGCCCCAGGCCCCCUUGGGGGAAAUCUAGGUAGCAGCAAGUCUUGACAAUGAUCUAAACACCAAAGCAGAGAGAGAGGUCCAAUCUCAUGUGACCACUGGCCAGGCACUGGCCCUCGCUCUUGCUUGGGGUCCAUCUCAUUUCUUGAUCAAAGCCACUUUAGUGAGACAUAGGUACCAGUCCUCAGGAUGAGCAGGGAUCCCUGGAGGAGGAAGGGCAGAUGAUGCCUGGGAUCCAGCUGACAGGGAGGGUCCAGCCCAUGCCACAGAGCCUGGGCAGAGGGAAUGAGGCAGCCAUCCACCAGCACCCCAGCACCCCCGGGUUCAUCUCAGCACCCUUCCCGGGCCUCUCCUGAAUGGCUGGCGCAGCCCCGCCCCUCCUUGGGUGCCUCUGCCCUCUGAGUUAUUUCUGUGUGAUCUAUUUUUUAAGAAGAGUUUGUAUUAUUUUUUCAUAACGGCUGCAGCAGCAGCAGCUGGGGUUUAGGGGGGAUUUGUUUUGCUUUGUUUUAGGUGGGUGGGGGUGGGAGGGCCAUUUCCUCACUCUGCUUCAGUUGAACAUCUAGGACGUAUUAAAACUGUGAAGCUUUCUCAGUGCACUUUGAACAUGGAAGAGAAUCUGAGCAGACCCCAGUGGGACCAAGACUGAAGGAGGCAAGACAUACUUGCCUCUACACAGUGACCAUGAUAGGAAUGAACCCGAACUCGGAAAAAUAAAAUUUCUGUGCUCCCUGUG
Psammomys obesus (fat sand rat) is the source of this 1920-nucleotide messenger RNA. It is a transcript of the gene Limk1, whose product is annotated as LIM domain kinase 1. Bases 1 to 717 code for a protein of 238 amino acids. Gene Ontology annotation, biological process: positive regulation of stress fiber assembly; actin cytoskeleton organization; protein phosphorylation. NCBI's taxonomy places the organism in Eukaryota, Metazoa, Chordata, Mammalia, Rodentia, Muridae. The record is from RefSeq and is a predicted model, not a curated record. Gene Ontology annotation, cellular component: neuron projection; nucleus; cytoplasm. Gene Ontology annotation, molecular function: ATP binding; protein serine/threonine kinase activity. The transcript is spliced from 7 exons.